Molecule: messenger RNA, 1302 nt
Organism: Cuculus canorus (common cuckoo)
Lineage: Eukaryota; Metazoa; Chordata; Aves; Cuculiformes; Cuculidae
Gene: CCNQ
Product: cyclin Q
Exons: 5
Coding region: 43-972 (309 amino acids)
Biological process (GO): regulation of transcription by RNA polymerase II
Cellular component (GO): nucleus
Molecular function (GO): cyclin-dependent protein serine/threonine kinase regulator activity
Source: RefSeq, a predicted model, not a curated record
GGCUCAGAGCGGAGUCAGAGGUGUGACGUCAUAGCUCACCCCAUGACAUCACCGCCACCCCCGAUGGCGCUGGAGCCCGCGGGGCCGCGGGAUGAGUGGGGGGACGAGGCCCGGGGGCGCCUCCGCCUCGCCCGCUUCAUCAUGGAGGCCGGGGUGAAGCUGGGCCUGGGCUCGCUGGCCGUGGCCACCGCCUGUGCCGCCUUCCACCGCUGGGCGCGGGCGGCCAGGCCGGGGGCCCCCCAUGACCCCCACCUCAUGGCCGCCGCCGCCAUCUUCCUGGCCGCCAAGGCCCAGGGGACUCCGCUGCGCGCCAGGGAUGUCCUCAAUGUCACACACAGGCUGCUGCACCCCGGGCAGCCCCCGCCGGGCCCUGAGGGGGGGUUCUGGGGGCUGCGGGACAGCCUGGUGCAGUGCGAGCUCCUCCUGCUGCGCGUCCUGCGCUUCCGCGUCCCCGUCGCGCACCCGCACAAGUACCUGCUGCAGUACCUGGUGGCCCUGGGGCGCUGGGGGGGUCGCCGGGGGGGCUGGGGGCCACGCCGGGUGCCGGGGGUGUCAUGGGCGCUGGUGCGGGAUGGCGCCGCGGGGGGGCUGGGUUUGCGAUACCCCCCCCAGCACGUGGCGGCUGCCGCCCUACACCUCGCCCUCGCGCUCUGCGGCCGGGCGCCCCCCCCGGGCGCCCCCCCAAGAUGGUGGCAGGUGCUGAGCCCCGGGCUGGGCCCUGCCGAGCUCGAGAGGAUUCUGCGGGAGCUGCUGGCACUCUACGGCAUGGACGCCACCGUGGCGGCCCCCUCGAUGGACAGACAGACGGAGACACCCCCGUCGGACAGACAGACAGGGGCACCCCCCUCGGACAGACGAGCAGAGACCCCCCUGGCAGACAGACGGACGGAGACACAGCGCCAGUGGGCAGACAGGAGGGAGGACAGAGCCCUCCCCAUGGUGGAAGGACAGACGGAGCCCCCCGGGGACUGAUGGACGGACAGACAGAGCUUCCCCACGAGUGGAAGGACAGACAGAGCCUCCCUUGCUGGUGGAAGGACGGACAGAGCCCUCUGGGGAUGGACAGACAGAGCCCCUCCACUGUCAGCAGAGGAACAGACAAACGGAUAGAGCUCCCUUGCUGGUGGAUGGACAGACAGACAGCCCUCCCCACCAGCAGAUGGAUGGACAGACAGACACCCUGCCCCCCCCCCCCCCCAAAAUGACUGAGCAAAGGGCAGUGAUGGACACCGGACAGACAGACGAACACGGCUCCUUCCCUCCUGUGUUCAGUGCCCCAAAUAAAUAAUUACAGGUGAUCAA